Mercenaria mercenaria is the source of this 11256-nucleotide messenger RNA. Its product is annotated as neuroglian-like. The record is from RefSeq and is a predicted model, not a curated record. Gene Ontology annotation, molecular function: protein binding. The transcript is spliced from 29 exons. Gene Ontology annotation, biological process: cell-cell adhesion. Bases 867 to 4742 code for a protein of 1291 amino acids. Lineage: Eukaryota; Metazoa; Mollusca; Bivalvia; Venerida; Veneridae.
AGAUAAUUGUUCUUUAUGCAAUAUAACAUGCAAAGCUUAUAAUUGGUCUUUAUUGUAACAUAAAAAACCUGUUUUCUUCAUAUUUCUGCACCAUAAGCCUGGUAAUUAAUACACUGUGACAUGAUGACAUUCUGCAACAGUUAUAUUGUUUAAAUGUUCUUAAGUGUCACUUAAAACAAUUACUUAUUUAAGGUACAGAGAGCUGGAGGUUUUAUUGAGAAAAUAACAGACAGUUAAAUAUUGUUCUCCAAAUGGAAGCAGUGUGCAGCCAGAUUGCUGCUUGAGCCUAGUCCUUUAAUUAUUCUUCACCAAAUGAAAGCAGUGAGCAGCCAGAUUGCUGCUUGAGCCUAGCCCUUUCAUUUGAGAAGUACAGAGGAACACUCAUUUCAGGCUACUUGCUUUUGUGUUUACAAGCCUAUAAUCAUGAGAGCAUUGUGAUGUAACUUGUCACUUCCAGCAGAGAAGAAUAAUUGAAAGGUCAAGGUGCCAUCUCCUGCAGCUGUGUGAAGGACAGGUUGCUGGUGAAUCUCUGAGCCCAGGGAAAGAUUAAAACAUUCCAGUUUUAGUCCAUGGGUUAAUGUUCGGAAGUGCGAAGAAGAAACUGACCUGUGACUACAGUAAAUACGUACAAGAGUGUGUCUGUGCCAGUUGACUGGUUCUCUGAUGGGAUUUACAGUCAUGUAGAUGACAGCCACUUUACAGACUAAAUAACUAGUUCCAGUCUACAACUUCUGAACUCAAUUGCACCAAGUGCUGUUUAAAUAUAGUAAACAGAGAAGCAGAAUCAUUACAGCAGACAUGUAGAGGGUGUACAGCAUCUACAGUAAUCCAUCACUACAAUAGGUAGAAGCUAGCAAGUCACCACCAUGUUGCCAUACAGUAUUUUAACUUUCCUAGUCAUAUUGACUGUGCAGUGUGCACUGUCCGUGGACCAACCACCCAGAGUUACUCGACCACCAACCAUAAUGCCAGAAAGACAGAUGCAAGAUGUGAUAUACUUUGAUCCAGAAGGUACAUCUCCACAAGAGUUCCCUUGUAAAGCAUUAGGCAAUGAAACCAUUAAAUUUGAGUGGACCAAAAAUGGCAAACUGCUGAAAAUAGAUAAUUCCAAUUUUGAAUGGACCAAAAAUGGCAAAGUGAUUGAUUUAGAUGAUCCCAAGUACAUAUCCAAUACCACAAAAAAACCAAAGAUCGUUCAUAAGGAUAGACUGACAGGGACUAUAGUUAUUUCUGAGUUACGUGAAGAUGAUGAAGGUAUAUAUCAGUGCAUUGCAAGGAACGCAUACGGUGUUUCAAAAUCUAAAAAGUUCCAUCUUUUGAAAGCAACUAAGCGACCUUUUAGUGAUCCGACAAAGAGGACAAGAUAUUCUAAAAGGCCAGCAGACUUUUUAAUGAUCAGAUGUAAUCCACCGCAGAACACCCCACCAGGUAUUAUACGCUGGGUGCAGUACUCCGAUAACGGUAACGGAAAGAAUUACAUCGAUUUUGGUGACAGAAUUUCACAGGAUAAUGAAGGGAAUCUGUAUUUCGCAAAUGUACAAGAAGGUGAUGAGAAUGAGGGGGAGGAUUACACGUGUGAAGUACAGAUAAGGGCACUCAAUAUGUACAUAGAGGGCGCUUUCUCAACCAUAGAAGUUGAUGACAGCGGACCAGUCGAAGCACAGUUUCCUGUCGAGCUUAAAUACUUUUCUGAGCCUGAAGUUACUGGACUAAAGGGAAAAACUGUAACAUUCCAGUGUAUUUUUGCUGGCAAUCCAACACCUAGUAUCAAAUGGGUUAGAAAGUCGGGCGGUAAACUUGAUAAAAAGCGCAUGUUCCCAAAAAAUCAGAAGCUGACCAUUAAAAACGUACAGUAUGAGGACGCUGGAACAUAUGAGUGUAGGGGAGAGAACUCUGUUAUUCCAACUGCCAUUAAAAAAACCUUCAAGUUAGAAGUAGAAUCCAAACCUGUAUGGGUAGCAGAGCCUAAGAAGUUUGAUGCUGGUGUAGAAGAGCAGGCUGUGUUUGAGUGUAGUGCUGAAGGUCGACCAGAACCUGAAAUACAGUGGUUCAUCAACGGUGAACCUCUUGAAAAUUUGAAAGUUGACAGUCGUAGAAUAGAAAGUGCUGGACAGUUGCGAUUUAUGAAUUUGACAAGAGAUGAUGCUAAAGUCAUACAAUGCAAUGUCUCAAAUAGUCAUGGUUCACUGUGGGCAGAUGUGGCACUUAGCAUUAUGGCUUACAAGCCAGAGAUCAAGGCUAAGUUUGAUGAGAUCAAGGUAUCAGAAGGUAAAUCUGUCACUUUACCAUGUGAGGUAGAUGGCAAACCAACACCAAGUGUCUUCUGGAAAAGGAAAGACCAAAAAAUGGACGGGCCUGGUUAUAGGAUGAUGUCAACAGGAAACUUGACAAUUGAGAAUGCAACAAAGAGUGAAGAGGGUAAAUGGACGUGUUUUGCGGAGAACAGAUAUGGAAAGACUAAAUCUUCAGGAGAACUAAUUGUUAGAAUGAAAACAAAAAUAGAAAACCGCCCAUCCCCAUCAAAGCAGCAGAUAAAGUUUGGUACCACAACACCAUUUAGGUGCAAUGCCAUCACAGAUCCUGCAGAACAACAGAACCUCAAGUACACCUGGCUGAAGGAUGGGGAACCAAUAGAUUUCAAGAAUAACCCGAGAGUUAAGAAAACAGGAACUGGUAUAAUUGUUGAGGGUACAACAAGCGAAGAUACAGGGAACUACACAUGUGUUGCCAGUAAUGGUCUGGACUCAGAUUCUGCUUCAGCAGAACUUAAUGUUAUAGCACCACCAGACCCUCCUAUUGACGUCUCAUUCAGUGCAUGUAUGAGUCGUAGUGCAAUCGUAUCAUGGACUAAGGGAUUUGACAACUUUUCUCCCAUCACAAAAUACUAUGUUGAGUAUAACCAUUCAUUUGCUCCGGAUGUUUGGACAAGGGCUGCUGUUGUGAAAGACCCCACAAAGACUGAAGCCAGAGUCAAGCUAUCUCCACAUGCAAACUACACAUUUAGGGUAAUAGCAGAGAACCUGUUGGGUAAAAGCAAACCCAGUGAACGCAGUCUUGCUGCGUGUGAUGCCAACAGUGCAUUGCCAGACAAACACCCUUCCAACGUACACACAGACAGGAGCAGAACAGGAUGGCUUAUCAUUAAAUGGGAUAAAAUGCCGGAAAUAGAGCACAAUGGGCCAGGAUUCAGGUAUGACCUGGUCAUAAUGAAAAAUGGCAAGAAGAACACAACUGAAAUAUAUGACUGGACAGAGAAUAAGAAGGAAAUAUACAUCGGUUCUGUCUAUGAACCUUAUGAAAUUUUUGUUGACGCUGUAAAUGAAAUAGGACCAUGUAAUGACCCUGCAGUCGUACAUAUUGGAUACACCGGAGAAGCAGCUCCACUUACAGCACCAGGUAAUUUUGAGCUGGUCGGAAAUGCUUCUGCAAAGUCAGCAACAUUCCAGUGGGAUCCAGUUGACACGUCACCAGAAAUGAUUCGUGGAGAGUUCAAAGGUUACCAGAUUCGUUACUGGAAAGUUGGUGAGAAGAAUACCACAAUGCAAGUAGUAGAGGUGCCAAGAAGUCCACCACAAGAUACAAGAAUCAAAAAGCGUGCCGUUAAAGAUACUGCAACUGUGAACAGUUUACCUCCGUAUUCUGACCUUGAGGCGGACAUUGUCGCGGCAAAUACAUACUUUGUCUCCAAUGCCAGUAAUGUUAUCAGCUUCACUACACCUGAAGGAGUUCCUGGCCGAGUGAAAAAAGCCCGGGUUGUGUUACGUGGAUCCCACCACUUCCUCGUUGAAUGGGAGCCUCCUGAGGAACCCAAUGGUGUACUUCUCGGAUUUGAAAUUGGAUACAAAAAGGUUGAUGGUUUCAAUGUUGGUGAAAUACUUCAGACAAACAAGUAUGAUGAUCCAUAUCGUAGUCGCGCCUUUAUUGAAAAUCUUGAUGAAAAUCAGGAGUAUACAAUAUAUGUGUGGGGGCGGACCAAGCAAGGUCGAGGAAAAGAUUACUAUUUUGAUGCCAAAACUGCUAAUGUUGGUUCUUUGAUUGUCCCAGAGAUAGACAUAGUUUUGAUAGGUGAGGAUUUUGUAAAUGUUAGUUGGAGUGUCGACCCAAGCCAGGAUGCACCAGCUGGACAAUACCAUUACGUCAAGUAUAGGGAGAUAGGAAAAGUGGACUUUGAAGAAACAGAGAGGGAGAAGAUGAACACAUGGAUGAAUGUCUCAAAUCUUCAACCAAAUAAGCGGUAUGAGUUUCUGGUUGUCGCUGGCAACGAACAUGGAGAAACUCCCAGCGAUAUCAAGGAGGUCACAACAAAAGGAGAACCAAGUCCAUCAGUAAAGACGGAGACAAAUAUUGCUCAGGCACCAUGGUUCAUUAUCAUGAUGAUCCUUAUAGCUGUCCUCAUUCUCAUCCUCAUUAUUGUAUGCUUCAUCAAGAGAAGCAGGGGAGAGAAAUACAACGUUCAAGAGCGUGAGAAAUUACGAGGAAAUGACUUAGAAAAUCCAGAGAAAGAUAUGUUCAAUGAAUACCCGAAAAGUGGUGAAACAGACCCUCUAGCUGCAGGAAGUCCAGAUUCCUUUGACAAUGAUGAUCACAAAAUUCUGGGUGGAAGUGAGACAGACAGUAUGGCAGAAUAUGGUGAUGUUGAUCCAAGUAAAUUUAAUGAAGAUGGAUCAUUUAUAGGUCAGUAUGGUUCCCAAAAACCAGAUGAGAAGGGGAACCAGCAGUCAGCAAUGUCCACUUUUGUCUGACAAUGAACAUCAGGAAUGUUGCAGAAGUUACCAUGGAUACACAGAAUUAAGUCAGCUGUUGCCUAGCAACAAAUGCUUUGAGAGGAUUACUCAUUAUUGAAGUUUUCUUCAGUUCAUGGACUGCUGACUUUGUAAAAGGGUGUUACUUUUUCUUUCUUUCACAUAACAAAGACUUCACAAGUGGUAAUGGAAAGUUUUCACAAACAUCCUCAGACUGGUUAUAAGUAACUGUGCUAAGGAUGGUUCAGUGUGGGAAUAAACUCUGUGAACUUUAUGCCAUUUCUGUUUGCUCCAGUGCGCUUAAGUAAAUGUAAUGAAAGGAACUUAAACUUGACCUGGACUUCGUUAUUCUGUGUAUACACGUGUUGUAACUUCAAGUUGAGUGGAAUAAGAAAAUUUUGAUGUGCUUUAUGAAAGCAAAUGUGCAGCAUUCCUGGAUAUAGUUGUUGUGAACGUUGAUAUGAACGCAUAAUGUGCAAUUAACAUGACCAAAUGUCAUAUUUCCAUAGAGACAACCAUUUCCAUGACAACCAUUUCUAUUUAUAGACUUACAUUACUGUUGAAUUCCAUGUGCUUGCAAAUUGUUUUCAGUGUCAUACUUGUUGUGGUACAUUAUGUAACAGGACAUAUGUUAGUAUGAAUAACAGGAUACAUGUUAGUAUUAAAGUUGGUAUAUGAUGAAACAGGAUAAAUGUUAGUAUGAAAGUAAAAGUCUGUAACAGUUGAUUGCAGAUAUAAACAUGUAUUUAAACCCUUUUUAUGAUUUUGAGCAAGAAAACUUUUAAAGAUUAUUGCCAAUAUCUUGCUGUUGAACACCUUUUGUUAUAGCAUUUAAAAUAUUGUGUAUGACAUUGUUUGGCUAAAUAUAAAAAAAAAUAAAAUAAUAAAAGUGAUGCAGCCGGCUUCACUGUACUUUACACUAGAAUUUACUUCAGUGUAUUUUACAUUGACUCGUAUUAAAAUUUACAUUCUUGUAUUUUACAUUGAAGUUUACUUCAUAUUGAAAAUAACUUCAUUUUAUUUUACAUUGAACAUCACUUCGUUUGCAAGUUCAUUGUAUUUUACGUUGAAGUAAACUUCAUAUUGAAAUCUAGAUCAUUGUAUUUUACACUGAAGUAUGCAUCAUUGUGUAUUUCAAGAUAUAUUUGGAAAUGCAAAGAAUUAAAAAUACUUUUUCAAAUUAAUUGCUAGCAUUAAUGCUGAAUAUUUGUGUUUCAAGUUAUCCUUUGAUCAACAUUUACUUCCUGAUAUUCAUUUAUUGAAAGAUUGUUCACUGAGAGACUGAUCAUUUUUGAAAGAUGAAAUACAGUAUAUGUGAAUGAGGGGAAGUUAUAUAGUGCUGAUGUAUUAUGCAUGAAAUUUGAAUCAGGUCUAUUGUUGAAUGUUAAGUUUUGUUUACUUUGCUUACUCAUUGUAUAUUUUAUCAUCUGCUGUGUCUGUUACAAAUCCUAUGUGUCCUACACUUGGUUUAACUUGUAUAUGGUAUAUUAAUUGUUGUUGUGAUAUCAUAUAUGCUAAGUUGAAAAAUGUCAAAAAUAACCUUUUAUUAAUAACAAAAUGUUACAAUUCUGAAACCCAAUGACUUUUCUAUUCACAGGUUAAGUGUUAAGCCUUUCAUAAAUAUUCACUCUCACCAUAAAAAAAAUCAGUUUGGUAAAAUAAUUAAAGGAAACUGGUAGUUACUGUUAUACCUGCCACAAUAUUCUGGUAUUUUAAUUGGUUAAAAGGUGGUCACAUGGUAUCCAAUUAUAUUGUAGAUUUUCAGGUCAGUUUAGGCUAAAAAUAAGUGGCCUUACCCCCACUCCCACCACCCUUCCACCAAUCAUGCUGACCCCACAUGUUUCUGUGGAUUGUCACUAACAAAUCCAAAUAUUAAUUUUAUAUUUUAUACAGAAUUUCAACUUCUUAACAAAUUGUUAGAUAAAAUAUUGGGUUUGCAGAUUUGUAUGUUAAAACGUUUAAUAGUUAUUUUACUUUUCAUGAAAUUUUAACCCUUAUGAUGCUAGACACUAUUGAUUAUGCCUUUGCAACCAGUGUAGAUCAUGAUCAGCCUGCACAUCUGUGCAGUCUGAUCAAGAUCUGCACUGUUCGCCAUACAGUCAGUAUCUUUUUGGUAAGCACUCCUUUUAACAGUUAAUGGCACGGACCAAACUGAAAGAUGGACAAGUUCAUUAUAGAAAUUUAGCAGGGUAGGGGUUAAAGUCUAGAAAAGACAAUUAAAGACAAGUGUUUAAGAAUAUAUCAUAACAGUUUAGAUUUUACUUGAAAAAUAUUAUGCCCAUGUGAAUAAUAUGUUAACAGAUAGACAAGAAGUGGGAAACUUGUUCAGUUGUUUGAGUACCUACUUAACAUUCUGGUCUUGAACAAUAGGAGUGAUGGACUAUGGGACAAUAAUGUUCAGACUGAUUUAACAGCAUGACUAAUUUAGCGAAGCAAUAUUAGACCUCCCAAUAGAUUAAUAGUUUACAUUGUUAUCUCAUCUAUUUAGCACAACUGUUUUAUAUAAAUGAAUGGUCAUAGCUUUAACAAGUCAUAUUUAUACAGCUUAAUGAUAUUUUUAUUAUGCAAUUUACCAUAAUUGCCCAGUUAAGGUGCCUGAUAAUUUGGUGAUUAAAAAUACCCAGGUUCAGUCGUCUUUUAGAAUUUCUUUUUCUUGAAAGUAAGAAAGAGCCGAAACAGAAAACCACCAAUGCAGUAGUGAGGAAAUUAAAAUUUGCCAUAAAUAUUAAGAUUAACUUUGGUUUUGUAUUAACAUGCUUUUCUGUAGUUUGUCUAAUAGAUUAGAAUGCAUGUAUGCUACCAUUUCUUGUACAUACCCUUGUCCAUAUACAGUUGUUAGUGGUUUCCAGCAGUGGUUGCCUAAACAAAUGUAAACAAAAAUUCAAAGUUAGCAUUGAAGGAAAAUCAGUUUUCUGAAAGAUUUUUUAUAGUGCAACUUUGAGGCACAGGGGAUUGAUUCAGACAAAAUUUAAUAAUUCAGUGGGUUAUUUAUUUAUAUUUACAUUCACCAUAUUCUUUCCGUUGAAAAUUAUGACGUUUAUUUCGUAUGUACACAAUAAAAGGAAAGGUGCAAAAGUUGUGUCAGCGCUGCUUAGUGAUAACGGGCCGCUGUUUUGACGAUGUCCGCGUAUAGUCGGGGAGAACGUUCGUUAAAUGAUUUGCAGCUGUUCUGUCGGGUGAACAGAAUGGCCAGGAAGCUGGUUUUAAUGUUAAAUGCGUCAAAAUAUAUGCAGUUUUUUUAUAUGAUCUUGUUUACAAAUGGAAAGUAAAUACAAUGUAAAUAUAAGAAAUUAAACUUUUUUUUCGGUGUUCAUGUGAAAUGAACAACAGAAUAGGAUUGGCAAAUCCAUGAACUGCCCUUUGAAUUUCAUGUUUUCCUCUAAUAUGUUGCAAACUGUUCCUGAUGUUCUGUUGUGAUUAAAAAAGUGGUAUAUGUAUGUUGUUUAUUUAAAAAGGUAGGAAGUUGCCGUUUAUCCUUUUUCACUUUAAGGGGUAAAUCUCUGAUAGGGUAUUCAUUGUGGUAUUCUUGACUGUGCCUAGAAAGUUGUUUCUCUUUGUAAUGGUUUAUCACUGUCAAAGUAAUGUGUUACACUAUAUGUAGAGAGCGCAUGUGACCAUUUAAAACAAUCUCAGCCUCAGUUCAAUGCAAAAAAUGAUAUAUGGUGUCAUAUACAUGACCUAAUGUUUGUUUUGUGAAUUAUCUCUUGAAAAAAGUGCAACUUUGGCAUUUUAACUGAUUUUUAGGCCAUCAUGUGAACUAUAUAUUUAGUUGUUUUUGCUUAUUUGUGAAGUACGAUCAUUUGUCUUUGAUGAAAUGGAUAUCAUCAUGAAUACAGUUGACACUGGGCAUCUCAAAUUUGCAAAUCUCACAAGUCCAGCUGUCUCAAAUUAAUGUUCAGGUACUUUCAAACAGCAUUUUGUGAAAACACCACUAAAUAUUUUUAAGUCUAAUUAUCUUGAAGUAAAACAUUCUAUCUCUUUUAUUUCAAAAGACUGAGUUUCUGCUGAAUAUGGACAUCAUUUUCAAGUACAAAAUUGAAGAACUCCAGAAAAAGAUACACAGAGAAGUGCGUUAUUGUGUAUCUUCAUCCCAGUUCAUCAACCACUUGUCAGUAUGCAAGAUGUUUUUUUUGCCAUGACAACACUCAUUCAAAUUGCCUGAUGUAAUAUUGACAUUACUUGCAAAUAGAAACUGAUGCUGUCAACAGUAUACAUGUGUAAAUUUUGGGCAGUAGCUCAACUGAGAUAUUGAAAAAUGCCUGCUAGAUACACGUGUAUUUUUUUUUUUGCCAUAAGGAAAAAAUGGAGCUGAUAUGAGUGUCCUUACGUUGUAUGGAAAGUAAAUGCUUUCAAUUAAAUAUGACCAUUAUAGCAACAUGAAACCUUGGAGCAAAAUGAUGGUAAUUUUUUGGUUUUUUUUUUUCUUUCUAAUUUUCUAAGAUCCUGAUUUUUCUGCAAAUAUACCAUGCAGUCCUUUAAAUAUGAAAAAUUCAGAAGUAUGAGACAUUGUAGUAUUGUCGGGUUUCUUUUAAUGUGACAAUUCACAUGUAUAAUGCAUUGUAAAGGGAUCUUAGGUCCCUUUUGAUAUGACAGUUCUCAAGUAUGAUACAUUGUAAAGUGAUGUGAGGUCCCUUUUAACAUGACAGUUCACCAGUAUGAUACAUUGUAAAGAUACGUGAGGUCCCUUUUAACAUGACAGUUCACAAGUAUGAUACAUUGUAAAGUGAUGUGAGGUCCCUUUUUACAUGACGGUUCACAAGUAUGAUACAUCGUAAAAUAAUGUCAGUGUCCAAUCAUUCGCUUAUUGUUCUGUAUGUCUGGAAUUUCAAUUUAAUGUCCUGUUUUUGACUAAUGUGCAAUAUUUCCAUAUUCUUACAUAUAAAAUAUGCUUCAUACCAAAUAAUGUGUACCGCUCUAUACAGUGAUGCUUGUGUAUUUUCACAGUUUAUCUUUGAUAUUGUGUAUUGAUUUAGUGUAUGUGCUUUUUAUAUAAGUUUAUUUUAUUUUUUUAUAACAUUCCAUUUUUAAAGCUUCGUUGAUUAAUGUCUUCAUGUAUAGAGUUAAUGUUCAAAUAUUUGAUUUUGUUAAUGAAUCUUAAGAAUUUAUUGUUUUGAACUUUGAAGAUGUUUUGUUUUGUAGGAAGAGAUUAUUUCCCCCAGAAACAGUUCUACAUAUACACUUAUAUAUAUAUCUUACUGUCUUCUGUGUCCCAGAUAUAAGAUGUAGAAAGAUGUAGAAUAAGAACAAUUAAGCCCUGUUCAUCAUAUAAAUGUAAAGGGACACAGAAAUGGUGGUGAUGAUCCUCAGAUUUCCUGAUUUUAAGAUCAAAUUUUAAAGUCAGUGUUUUAGGACAUAGUAAAAUAGAAAAAAAGAACACAUUUAAAGUCUUAGAAGGCAUUAUAAAAGAUAACGUUACAAUUCUCCAUCCCUGCUGGUAAAGUUCUACAAUGGACAUAUACUUUGUUCCAUUGAAAUACAACUAUAAAACUUGCUAUUCUGAACAAAACUAUUUUAUUUUUUUUAUAUGAUAACAAAUAAAAAAGUAUUUUAUGUUCAGAGAAGGGAAUACUUUUAAUAGAUUCUCAGUAUUUAUAAGACAAAAUAAUCAGUAAGUCAAUAGGUAUUUGGUUAUCUAAGUUUAGAACAUAGCUGAGAGCUUUAGGCUCAUUGUCCAGAGGUCAUGUGAUCAUUACACAAAUUUGGACACUAAAUACUGAGAAGUGAUUGGUCUUCUGCCCCUGUAUCUUCUUGUCACUUACUUUACAAAAUUUUAUUGGUAAAGACACUCAUGUUUUGAACUCACUGAAAAAUUGUCAAAUUUGGAAAAUGUCAAGAGACAGAUAUUGUGGAUGAUUAAGAACAGAUUUCCCAUCAUGAAAACUUUUUUAAAAAAAAUAAGCAUUUCAAGGGUGUAUAACUAAUUACAACCAAGCUGAUGUUCAUUAGGUACAAUGUACAUGUAACAUGUACAAAAUGUUAUUACACUUUAAUACAACUUAGCAAAAUAAUAGCAAUUUUUGGUUUCAUGAGCAGUAAUGAAAACUGUUAUUAAUACGGUAACAUUGAAUGGACUUUUUUAUCCUUAAUCCUUACCCUGCUAUAUUUCUAUAAUGGACUGGUCCAUCCUUCAAUUUGGACAAUACCAUUUAUUAUUCAAAGGGGUUUGCACUGAAAAUUUACUGACUGAAUAGCGACAGUGCAGACCAUGAUCAGACUGCACAGAUGUGCAGGCUGAUCUUGGUCUGCACUGGUCGCAAAGGCAGAAUCAUCUGCCGCCAGCAGGCUAAGGGUUAAGGACCAGAAAUGUAUUACUUUUGCUAUGUUGGAGAUACUGGUAGCAGUUUCAGGAAAUCACAGAGAAAUCCACAGCUGUGUACAAAUCACUGUUUGUUGUAAUGUUAUAUUUUAACAUUUUACUAGUCAUAUAUGUUUUUGAUUUAACAGUUGAGUUUACUCUCAUUUAUAAUUAGAACAUUUAUAUUUCAUGAUUAAAUAAAUUAAGAAUACUUUUAAU